AUGGAGGAAGAAGCCCGAAGUAAAUUACCAAACCCCUUGGCCACGAGAAGAUGCGUUGGUUGUCACGAUACGGACUGUGAUCUGCGACAAUUACAAUGCGCGUGCUUCUGGUGUCGGGACUGCUUUGGGAGAUAUCUCCAAGUCAAACUGGCCGAGAGGUAUCUCUGGCCACCCAAGUGUUGUCACUUUACCCUCAGAGAUCAAGAUGUCGAAUGGAUACAGUCGAGCGCGAUCUUGGAAGAAUAUCGAAAAAUAGACCGCGAGAAACGUGAACCACCACUCCUAUAUUGCUCACAGAAACAAUGUAGGGCCAUUCUCAAUACCCAAAAUACGAUAAGGGGAAGCAAUAUCAUUGCAUGUGACAAAUGCAAAUCUAAGACCUGUCAGAAAUGCGAGCAGGAACAUGAGCCUAUUGAGUCGGAGUGUAAGGGACCGCCUAAAGACGCCAAAUUUGAGGCCUUGGUCCGGCACGAGGAUAACCAGGCUGGGGAGGAUUUAGACGAGGCCUUCUAUGAAGUACAAGACGAGCCAGGGGGCCCUUCGCGAGUGAUUAGCCAACGGGACAUACUUGAACUUGCUGGGCGGGUUAUAGCGCAAGAGGCACAAAGACGACGCAGGAAUAGGCAGAAUGAUCUGGACACAGUACGACGAGUACGGAAGGAAAACUUGCACCCAGAGCAAAGGCAUGAUCAUGGACCAUCAAAGCCAUCCUCGGAGCUUCACGGACAGACUACUGCAAUACCUGGGCAAUCCCAAUACUUGCCGUACAGGCAACGCCCAGAACCCUCGAUAGAGAAUCCGCUACGUCCACUCCCCCCUAACCGUGAUCAUACGCUCAUUCCCGAAUCUACCUCGGCUACGUUGCCGCCUCGAAACGUGGCGAUAGAUAGUCUGCCCAUCCGCCUUUCGUAUCAAGGAGAAGUUCCUAUUAACGUAAGACACCCGGGACGGCAUCGUCAAAAUCGAACACAAUCCCUAUCUUCCAAAGUUCGCGACCCAUCCCAGCCGGAUCUUUCUCCUGCACAACAGACACCAGAGGUAAUUACGAUGAAACAGUCGAUACGUCAACCUGUAGCUCCUGAACCAGGCCGAGGAUUCUUUGCCGCUUCUAGAGGGGAUCUUCACGAUUCUUUACCAACAGAACAAACCACUCCUACUGAGCUCGGGAGCCGGCCGGAAUCGGAGCCGCAGGAUGAGGUGCCGCAUACUCCCGGCCCCUCUACGCCCCCAUCUCAACUUAUACCCAGCAGUCCUCCGCCAUGGUAUCCUCGAUCACAUUAA
Molecule: messenger RNA, 1281 nt
Organism: Daldinia vernicosa
Lineage: Eukaryota; Fungi; Ascomycota; Sordariomycetes; Xylariales; Hypoxylaceae
Exons: 2
Coding region: 1-1281 (426 amino acids)
Source: RefSeq, a predicted model, not a curated record